AUAAGACUGAGUCGGGGCCACUGGUUACUGAUUUAUUUUUGUGGAAAAGUUCAGAUUGGAUAAAAGGGACAUUUUAAACCAGCGAGAGCCGAAGAGAUGUCUUUAAAUAUCACCUGCGAGAGCAUCAACCUGAAUUUUACGCACGCCUUUCUGCCGCCCGUCUUCAUCACUGUGUUUGUUGUCGGGACGCUGUCAAACAUCUGGGGGCUGAGGAGUGUGUACUGCAGCUGGAACAAAAUCGGAAGCAUUAACAUCUUCAUGUUCAACCUGGGGGUGGCGGACCUGCUGUACCUGUUCACCCUGCCGUUCCUCGUGUACUAUUACGCACGCAGCAGCCACUGGCCGUUCGGCCAGCCUUUCUGCAAGGUGACCCGCUUCUGCUUCAACCUUAACCUUUAUGGCAGCAUCGGCUUCCUCACCUGUAUCAGCAUCUACAGGUACCUGGGCAUCGUGCACCCCAUGAGAGUGAUGGGGAAAAUCACUAGCCGCCACUCGCUGGCUAUAAGCACCCUGGUCUGGCUUUUCGUCAUUAUCCAGAUCCUCCCUGAUUUGUUUUUCGACAAGACUGACUUAAAACACCCAAACGCGUGUUUCGACACCACCUCGGACGACCUGAUUAGACGCUACCUGCCAUACAGCAUCGGCUGGACUGUCACGGGGUUUGCCAUACCACUGCUGAUCAUUUUGGUGUGUUAUGGACACGUUGUUGUGGUUCUCUCCAAAAAAGCCAACAUCAACCCUCUGCUGAAGCAGCGGUGUUUGAAAUUGGUCGUGAUUCUGGUGAUACUGUUCUCCAUCUGUUUUAUCCCCUACCACGUGUUUCGAAAUGUUAAUCUGAGCACCAGGAUUUCAAAAUUAGAUGGGAUUUGCUACACCAGUUUCCGCGGCAUCUACAUUGCGCACCAGAUCGGCAGAUGCCUGGCUUGUCUAAACAGCGCAAUAAACCCGCUGAUUUAUAUUGUAGGAAAUGAUGAGUUCCUAAUGAAGCUUCAUCGGCUCAACAUGCGGGCCCGGCUGUCUCUGGCCGGCCUGAGAGGCGCAGUCAUUUACCGCAAACCCGUGGAAGCGGACUCGCCACAAGAGACUCACGAUAACUCGGACCUGAUGAAAGGAUAA
Molecule: messenger RNA, 1116 nt
Organism: Epinephelus lanceolatus (giant grouper)
Lineage: Eukaryota; Metazoa; Chordata; Actinopteri; Perciformes; Serranidae
Product: P2Y purinoceptor 1-like
Biological process (GO): G protein-coupled receptor signaling pathway
Cellular component (GO): membrane
Molecular function (GO): neuropeptide receptor activity
Source: RefSeq, a predicted model, not a curated record